CAGCGUGCCGCGAGACGAGGAAGCGGCGGUUGGGAAGGUACCACUGAGGGGGUAGGGGGGCUGCGUGGAGCCCCCGUUUUCUCUGGCGCUCCUCCCCCCCGACCGAAGAAGGCCCGGUAUUCCUUACCUCGGGCUCGUCUCUCCAUCAUGGGAGAGAUUAAAGUCUCUCCGGACUAUAACUGGUUUAGAAGCACAGUUCCUCUGAAAAAGAUUAUAGUAGACGACGACGACAGUAAAGUGUGGUCCCUCUACGAUGCGGGGCCUCGGAGUAUCAGGUGCCCCCUUAUAUUGCUCCCACCAGUCAGUGGCACUGCGGACGUGUUCUUUCAGCAGAUCUUAGCCCUGUCAGGAUGGGGCUACAGAGUCAUUGCUUUGCAGUAUCCAGUUUACUGGGAUAUCUUUGAGUUCUGCGACGGAUUCAGAAAACUCUUAGAUCAUCUGCAGCUGGAUAAAGUUCACCUAUUUGGUGCUUCUUUGGGAGGCUUCCUGGCCCAGAAGUUUGCAGAAUACACUCAUAAAUCGCCCAGAGUCCAGUCUCUGAUUCUAUGCAACGCUUUCAGUGACACCUCGAUCUUCAACCAGACAUGGACGGCAAACAGCUUUUGGCUGCUGCCCGCCUUUAUGUUGAAGAAAAUCGUUCUCGGGAACUUUGCUUCUGGCCCCAUGGAUCCAGAAAUGGCCGACGGAAUCGAUUUCAUGGUCGAUAGGUUGGAAAGCCUGGGUCAAAGCGAGCUCGCUUCAAGACUCACCCUCAAUUGCCAGAAUUCGUACGUGGAACCUCACAAAAUCAGAGACAUCCCCGUAACUAUCAUGGACGUCUUCGACCAGAGCGCUCUUUCGACCGAAGCCAAGGAAGAAAUGUAUAAGCUGUACCCCAAUGCCAGGAGGGCCCACCUGAAGACGGGGGGCAACUUCCCCUAUCUCUGCAGAAGUGCCGAGGUCAACCUCUACGUCCAGAUACACUUGCUUCAGUUCCACGGUACCAGAUACGCCGCCAUCGACCCCUCCAUGGUCAGCGCAGAAGAACUCGCGGUCCAGAAAGCCAACCUCCAAGCCAGCAGUGACCAAGAGCAGGCCCCGUAGCUCUCGCACUCGUGGCCUUGCUUCAGUCCAGAGCGUCUUUUUUUUGCAGUCUUCCCCGGCAGUGGCAUCUUUGCAGUCCGCCUUUUCCCUUACUACUUUAACCGAUGGGUCAGACCUUGUUUCCUUAAGCCGAUUUCAUGAAAUGAAAUAAAGGUACCAACACUUGCUCACGUCACUGUUCUAGCGGGCUAUCCUCGUUUAAAUUUGGAUGGUUAAGGAUGUAACUUUGGAAGACUUGUUUAAAACAAAACAAAAAAUCAGAGACAAACUUUUGCUACCAAAGCCUUCACAACUGUGUUCUUAAAGAGACUAUUUUUUUUAAAAUACGCAUACAGUUUGUGUGUCCCUGUGUGUAUAUGUUUGUGUUUGUAUGUAUAUAUCACGAGCAAAUUUGUCCAGAGGGCCAUUUAAUCAUUUGAUUGAAUAUUUACUUUAAGGAAAAAAAACCUAUGUUGAUGUGCCAAUGUUGCCUUCUCUUUUUCUUUUAUAUCCUUUUUUGCCAACCGGUGACUUCGUUUGUGACUGAAACAUUCAUUUUUUUGUAAAACUG
Gekko japonicus is the source of this 1633-nucleotide messenger RNA. It is a transcript of the gene SPG21, whose product is annotated as spastic paraplegia 21 (autosomal recessive, Mast syndrome). Bases 148 to 1083 code for a protein of 311 amino acids. Gene Ontology annotation, cellular component: trans-Golgi network transport vesicle; cytosol. The record is from RefSeq and is a predicted model, not a curated record. The transcript has 9 exons. Gene Ontology annotation, molecular function: CD4 receptor binding. Lineage: Eukaryota; Metazoa; Chordata; Lepidosauria; Squamata; Gekkonidae.